CUUGCGUGUGCUGCCUUGACUUCCUCACACCAAAGUGACCAGGCUGUAGGAGCUGCUGCAUCCAACCAAGGCCAGCCUGGGCGGAGCGGGCACAGCAGGAAGCAGCCUGGCUGGCUGUCGCUUUGCCCCAAAGGCAAUGCUGAGCCAGGGAAGCUGAGGCUCAGGCUGCAGGGUGGUGCUGAUCCAGCCUAGCGAGUGACUUCUGGGGCCGUCCUGAGAGCUUAGGAGAAUCCCCAGACUGACCUGGAGGUGAGAAUCAUGGCAGCGGGAAAAUUCGCCAGCCUUCCCAGAAACAUGCCAGCGAAUCACCCGUUCCCGCUGGCCUCGUCCAUGGACCUCCUGAGCAGCAAGUCCCCUCUCGCUGAGCGGCGCCCGGAUGCCUAUCCAGACGUGUCUAUACACGGCACCCUCCCGCGGAAGAAGAAAGGCCCUCCUCCCGUGAGGUCCUGUGAUAACUUCAGUCACAUGGGGACCCUCCCCCGCCCCAAAUCCCCGCGGCAGGUCUCACCUCUGCACCAGGGCGUCAUCCAGGAGCACCCAUGGCCAGACUGGAAAGACGAGGCCUUCACCUUCAGGGACCAGCAUCUUCUGGACCCAACUCUGGAAUACGUGAAGUUCUCCAAGGAGAGGCACGUCAUGGACAGGACGCCCGAGAGGCUGAAGAAGGAACUGGAGGAGGAGCUGCUGCUGAGCGGCGAGGACCUGCGCAGCCACGCCUGGUACCACGGCCGCAUCCCCCGCCAGGUGUCAGAAAACCUGGUGCAGCGGGAUGGUGACUUCCUGGUGCGUGACUCUCUGUCCAGCCCGGGAAACUUUGUCCUGACCUGUCAGUGGAAGAACCUCCCCCAGCACUUCAAGAUCCGCCAGACGGUCCUGCGGCUCAGCGAGGCCUACAGCAGGGUGCAGUACCAGCUGGAGAUGGAGAGCUUCGACUCCAUCCCCGGCCUGGUGCGCUGCUACGUGGGCAACCGGCGGCCCGUCUCCCAGCAGAGCGGAGCUAUCAUCUUCCAGCCCGUCAACAGGACGGUGCCCCUGCGCUGCCUGGAGGAGCGCUACGGCCCCAACCCCGGCCCGGCCCGGGAGGGCAGCCUGGCCCAGCGCCGGCCCGACGCUGCCAAGAGGCUGAGCCUCACCGUGAGUGGCACCCACGCCCGAGAGCAGAGCCUGCCCAGGGGCAACCUCCUCAGAAAUAAGGAGAAGAGCGGGAGCCAGCCUGCCUGCCUGGAUCACAUGCAGGACCGCAGAGCCUUGGCCCUCAAAGCCCACCAGUCGGAAAGUUACCUGCCGAUUGGCGGGAAGCUGCCCCCCCAGUCCCCAGGCGUGGGCACAAGCCCCAGCCCCGGCUCACCUGUUUUCAGGACCGGCAGCGAGCCCACCCUGAGCCCGGCAGUGGUUCGGAGGGUCUCCUCGGACACCCGGGCAGGGGAGGCGCUGAGGGGCUCGGACAGCCAGCUGUGCCCCAAGCCGCCCCCCAAGCCCUGCAAGGCGCCCGGCCUCAAGGCGCCCCCGUCUCCAGCCGUCUGGCCCCCCUCGGAGGCCAACUACUGCGAACUGAACCUGGCCUUGGCCGCGGGCUGCGACGGGGCCGCCCGGCCGCCCCUGUGUGCCCAGGACAGCUACGUGGAGUUGCUGACGGCCAAGCAGAAUGGGGCGCCGGGGCCCCGGACCUCCGACACCAGCUACCUGAUCCUCGAUGACGACGACGGGGCACGGCCGUGGGGGCCGCCGCCGCCGGCCCACAGGGACCAGGGGCCGGAGGACGAGGGCGCGUUUGUGCGGCCCCUGCUGGAGACGGCCUCCUCCUUCAAGCCCAACGACUUUGAGUCACAGCUCCUUCCUCCCGAAAACAAGCCCCUGGAAACGGCCCUGCUGAAGCGGGCCAAGGAGCUGUUCGCCAGCCACGACCCCAGGGUCAUCGCCCAGCACAUGCUGAGCGUGGACUGCAAGGUGGCCAGGAUACUUGACGUCUCUGAGGAGAUGAGGAAGAGCAUGGGCGUGAACUCGGGGCUGGAGCUCGUCACCUUGCCGUACGGCCACCAGCUGCGCCUGGACAUCAUUGAAAGGCACAACACGAUGGCCAUUGGCAUCGCAGUGGACAUCCUGGGCUGCACGGGCACUUUGGAGGACAGAGCGGCCACCCUCCACAGGGUCAUCCAGGUGGCGGUGGAGCUGAAAAACUCCAUGGGGGACCUCUACGCCUUCUCGGCCGUCAUGAAGGCCUUGGAAAUGCCGCAGAUCACGAGGCUAGAAAAAACGUGGACGGCCCUGAGGCACCAGUACACCCAAACCGCCAUCCUCUACGAGAAACAGCUGAAGCCUUUUAGCAAAAUCCUGCACGAAGGCAGAGAGUCUACGUGUAUUCCCCCGAACAGUGUAUCAGUCCCACUGCUGAUGCCCCUCGUUACCUUAAUGGAGCGUGAGGCUGUCACUUUUGAAGGAACUGACAUGUGGGAAAAAAACGACGAAAGCUGUGAGAUUCUGCUGAACCACUUGGCAACGGCCCGACUCAUGGCUGAAGCUGCCGACAGUUACCGGACCAACGCCGAGAGGAACUUGGCAGGUUUUCAACCAGAUGAAGAAAUGAGUGAAAUCUUCAAGACCGAAUUCCAAAUGCGAUUGCUCUGGGGCAGCAAAGGGGCGCAGGUCAAUCAGACGGAGAGAUACGAGAAGUUCAACCAAAUUUUAACUGCCCUCUCACGUAAACUGGAACCUCCUCCUAUGAAGCAGGCAGAGCUUUGAUAACGCGCCAGAGAACGUCAGGAUCGAAUGUCAAGCUUCUCCAGUUUCUCCUUUGGGAAAGCUUAUCAUUUGAUGAAGUAAUCAUGUGCGAAUCUGACAAUAUACAAGCUUUUAGUAUCCACAGGAUAUUAAACAUGUAAAUUGCACAGAGCACACUUAUUUAUGAAUUGUUUAAAAUUACUACUGAUUUUAAAAUGAAUGAUAAUUUAUUAAAGUAACUAUUGCUAAUGUUGUCAUCAGCAAAUCUAAGACCCAGCUCUGUUGGCUGGUUGCUCCCUGUUACUGAGAUAUUUCACCAUUUUCGUUUUAUUGCCAUGUCAGCUAACUGUAAAUAGAAGAGUUUUAAAAGCACGAAACAUUUCAGAAGGUAUCAGUUGUAUGAUAUUCUUUAAAUAUGAAAAAUGUACAUAGUCAUAUGCAAAUAUAUCUUUUUGUGAA
Phacochoerus africanus (Common warthog) is the source of this 3177-nucleotide messenger RNA. It is a transcript of the gene BCAR3, whose product is annotated as BCAR3 adaptor protein, NSP family member. NCBI's taxonomy places the organism in Eukaryota, Metazoa, Chordata, Mammalia, Artiodactyla, Suidae. The transcript is spliced from 12 exons. Gene Ontology annotation, biological process: positive regulation of peptidyl-serine phosphorylation; small GTPase-mediated signal transduction. Gene Ontology annotation, molecular function: guanyl-nucleotide exchange factor activity; phosphotyrosine residue binding. The coding region runs from base 259 to 2739 and encodes 826 amino acids. The record is from RefSeq and is a predicted model, not a curated record.